ACUUCUGUAUUGAUUUUACUCAGUUUUACAUCAGAUGAUUUUACAGCCCCGAAAUAGGAAUGUAUUUUCAAAAUCUAAUAACUGUUUUAUAAAAUGCAUUGAAUCGAACUGCUAAUGUUCAAGGUGGCACUAAGCGGGAUUUUAUUCUUUGGAAUAUUUCUGGUCGUAUCUCCAGCUUCAUCAAAAUGGAUAUUGGAACUGGGUGAUAAUUUCAUUGAUGUACGUAAAGAUGGGGAAGGAUAUUGGCUGGUUCUGUUUUAUACCCCUUGGUGUGGCCAAUGCAGUAGACUGGAACCAAUAUGGGCACAUGUAGUGCAAGCACUCAAGAACACGCACAUACGUGUUGGCAGAGUUGAUUGCACCACUUUUCCAAAUGUCCCGAAGGCAUUCAACGUGAUUACAUACCCAACAAUCAAACUGUUCAAAGUAGAUGAUGAAUUCACAUUUGAAGGAGACAAAAAUACAGACGAAAUUGUUAACUUUGCAAUAAGAAUGUCAGGACCUUCAGUACAACAUGUCACCCGUUCAGAGAGUUUGACCAAUAUAAAAAAUAUGAAUCAACUAUUUUUUAUGUAUGUGGGAGAUAAGGACGGGUUGCUGUGGGAUACAUUUUCUGAUGUAGCCUCAAAGAUGCAGGCACAUGCAUUUUAUUAUUCUACAAGCGUGGAUAUUGCUAAGAGGCAUAUUGAUAUUCAUUCAUUGCCUGCAGUUUUUGUCCAUAAAGAAAACUCGCAUUUCUUCUACCCAGUGGGUGAAGGUAAUUUUAUAGAAGAGAGUGAAAAUCUGAAUGCUUCCAUCCAUGAAUGGAUCAAUCAUGAAAGGUUCGAAACAUUUCAAAAAAUCACAGAAGGGAAUUUCAAUGAGAUACUCCGAACCAAGAAAUACAUAGUAUUAGUAGUUGUAGAAGAAAACAAAUUGUUCCAAGUACCGAAAGAAAUGCUCGAAUUUCGAAAUAUAGUGGAGAGCUUGAUAAGGAAAAAGAAAGAAAAAUACCAUAAAUACUUUCAGUUUGGUUGGACUAGCAGUCACGAAUUGGCUAACAGCAUUGCCAUGGAAAUUCUUUCAUUACCAUAUUUGUUAGUGCUGAAUUCUACAACAAUGCACCACCAUGUUCCUGAAGAUGACCCAACCGAAAUGACUGUUGAUGCUAUUGAUAUGUUUCUAGAGAAGAUUUAUAAUCAGACAGCCCCUACGUAUGGAGGAAACGACUUGGCUGUCAGUUUCUACAGACAGUAUUUCAAAGCAAGAACGACUCUGGCAGAUAGAUGGAGGGGAAAUCCAGUGUUGACAACAGUGUUGCUUGGGCUUCCAUUAGGAUUCCUGUCAUUUAUAUUGUAUUCUUGCUGUUGUGCUAAUAUAUUGGACGCAGACGAUGAUGAAGAAGAAGAGCAUGAGAAGAGAGAAUAGAGCAUCAAAUAUUUCGAGAAAGAAGAAAAACGUGUUGUUCUGGAGGAAGGUGUUUCAAUUUCUAGUCAAAAUAUUGGUACCUGAAUGUCAUUGUAAAACGUUGAUUGCAGUAGCGAUGAAAAAUAAAUUAGUUGAAAAAAAUAUCCACUUUUUCAACAUUCUAUCUAUUUAGUAAAUAUAAAUAUAAAGACGACUUCUAACAAUAUAUAAAAUACCUAAUAAAAAUUUCGAUUAACUCGAUGUAAACUUUUUGGUUAUUGAAAAUUUUCAAUGAAAAUCAACAGCCUUAGAUUGUGUAACAUCCUUUUUUCUUAGUGAUUCAUCCAUUCGUAACUGUUCUUGCUGAAGCUGCAUUCGAAUUGCACCAAGCUGGGUUAAAAUACUUCGGGUUUGGCCAUCUUUAGAUGAAUCCGUGUGAUUCACUAUAUUUUUUUGUACUGUAGGAU
Messenger RNA from Phaedon cochleariae (mustard beetle), 1853 nucleotides. The record is from the annotation of a GenBank genome assembly. Lineage: Eukaryota; Metazoa; Arthropoda; Insecta; Coleoptera; Chrysomelidae.